UUCCAUUGAGUGGCCUUUAGGGUUUUGCGUUCUAGAGGCCACACAAAUAUAUACAAAAUCCCCUCGUCUUCUCAGUUCUCACUCAUCAGAACUUCAAACCCUAAAAACUCCAAAAGGCUCAGUGCUGCGAGAGAUUGAAAACAUCACAGAACGAAGAAAUGGAGCAGACAUUUAUCAUGAUCAAGCCUGAUGGUGUCCAAAGAGGACUGAUUGGGGAGAUUAUUGGCAGAUUUGAGAAGAAAGGUUUCACUCUGAAAGGUUUGAAGUUCACAACUGUGGACCGUUCUUUUGCCGAGAAGCACUAUGCAGACCUGUCUGCAAAACCCUUCUUCCCGGGACUAGUUGAUUACAUAAUCUCUGGCCCAGUCGUUGCUAUGGUUUGGGCAGGUAGCAAAGUAGUUACAACAGGUAGGAAGAUUAUUGGAGCAACAAACCCCGCAGAAUCUGCUCCCGGCACCAUUCGUGGUGAUUACGCGAUUGACAUUGGCAGGAAUGUCAUUCACGGGAGCGAUUCAGUGGAGAAUGCAAAGAAGGAGAUUGCUCUGUGGUUCCCAGAUGGCGUUACAGAAUGGCAGAGCAGCCUUCACUCUUGGAUUUAUGAGUGAAAUUUCUUCAUGUCUUGAGCUUAUUGUCUUUAGUUUGGUGAGCUCGUGACUUUUUUUUUUCUGAGUGUUGUUUGUUUUAUGUUGGUCCUUCAGUGGGCUUAUUAGAUUUUCGACUAUGGUUGAGUUCUAAGCCUCUGCCUUUUAGAAUUUGCUUCCGUUGCCUGCCUGGGGUUGGGAGCUUUAUGAAUGACUAUUUAUCAGGAAUAAUGUCAAAGGGAUGCUUAUUACUAUUCUAAUUUACUAUUUUCUGUUUUUUAAUUUUUUUGUGUUAAUCUAUUCCAUCACAAUAUGACGUUUGAAUUGAAGUCAAAUAUUUUAC
Molecule: messenger RNA, 924 nt
Organism: Ilex paraguariensis (yerba mate)
Lineage: Eukaryota; Viridiplantae; Streptophyta; Magnoliopsida; Aquifoliales; Aquifoliaceae
Source: the annotation of a GenBank genome assembly